AUGAAAUAUAACUGGCAAAGGUUGGGAAACUGCUGGUAUGAUAGGAGGAGAGAUUCUGAAAUGAGUUGGGAGGUCUCUGAUCGAGAUUUGAGGAGGAAUAUUGUUGCAAUAGCAAAUAACGGGGGCCCAGUAGCAAUUUUAAUGGCAGUUCCUUCUGAUGGAAAUUCCUUGGUUUCCAACUUUUACCUAACCACUUAUACUUUUAGAGGCACUGAGCUGGGCAGAAUUGCCUGGAUGGAUCAUAUUCCAGUGUCUAUGGGAUGGACUUUAGAAAGUACUUUGCUGUCUAUAUUUUCUGAUGGGACAAUAAGGGUAUUUUCCCCCUUAUUAGAACAAUUGAAUAUCAUAAGUUUGAAGCGAAAUAUAGAAUCUACAGAGUGUAUAAUCAUGGCUCGAGUACUCCCAUAUGGUAUUUGCUUCGUAACAUCUAGUUAUAAUGUCCAUUUUGUUUCUAAUUCGAAUUUGUCACAGAGCUACUGUUUGACUAAAAUACCACUUAGGUGUAGUCCAGUGGAAAUUUCGGUAACUAUUCCAAACAAUGUUGAUUCAAAUCUCUCUUUUGUAUUCCCCACAAAUGUUUUUCUUCCACUUGAAGAUAGUUCAAUUGCCAUAAUUAGUAUUUGGGAUCCAAGAAUUACUGCCAUAAUUACUAAAGAUGGCAUUGCAUCUCCAAGCCCUGUCGACCCAGCAUACUUGUCAUUUAAUUCUGAUGGAGAGGUAAGAGAAAAGAUACUUGCAUUUAGUGUUUCUCCAAAUGGAGAAUUAUUGGCUUCAUUAACAGAAUCUUUUGUUUUUUCUAUGAGAAAAACUAGUUCAAUAUUUGAAGAUCCUAUAUUUUCGUACAAAUUAAAUAUUUCAUUUUCAAAGUUAAGGCAAAUGGUUUGGUGUGGAAAUGAAUCAGUUGCUUUAAACGUUGUUACUUCUACUUCGGAUCCCUCUGGAAAUUUAAAACUGAAAAAUGUAGUAUAUAUUGGAGGUCAUGAAAAUCAAUGGCUUACAUAUAAUUAUGGUAGACAAUCAUUAAUACUGAAUACAGAGGUCGAUGGAGUCAAGGUUCAAACAACAACACAUUCUGAGUUCUUUUACAGGGUUCCAAAAUCCUUGGAAAGUGUUUUUGGAAUAGGUAGUUGUGAACCCUCUGCAAUGCUUUACUUUGCAUAUGAAAAACACAUUUCAGGAGAUAUUACAGCUUAUCAUUCUCUCAAGGCAAUUUCUUCUCAACUAUUAGAAGCAAGUUUAACAUGUAUAGAUGCUUCUGUUUGCAAAUUUCACGAGGAAGAAACUUGUAUUAAACUUCUUAAAAUUGCUUCAUUUGGAAGACUUUUUUCAAUUAAAUCUUUGGGUUCCGAUCAAAUUGAGGCAAAGAAAUGGGAGAAAAGCUAUAUAUCAGCUUGUAGAGAUCUUCGUAUAGUAAAGGCAGUUAACCAAUCAAGUGCUGAGUUCAAUACAAGUGUUAUCCAGCUCAGAACUUAUGGAGUUAAAGUUCUUUCAUCCAGAUUGGCAAAUCAUAGAUGUUAUUUGCUUUCAAUAAAAAUCUGUGAGUAUUGCAAUAUAAGCCACUUUCAUAUACUAUCUAGUUGGGCUUGUGCCAAAAUCAGACAUUCACUGGAAGCAACUGAUGAAGAAUUAGCCGGGACUAUAAUAUCGAAGAUUAUUGGAAAUCAGGGUUCCAGCAAAAAAUUUAUAGAAAAUGGUUUUGGAAGUUCUUGUUUCUCUUUGAUAGCUGACGAGGCAGCAAAAGCAGGGAGAAUGCAUCUUGCUAUCCUUUUGCUACAACAUGAACCGAAUCUUAAAAGAAGAGUUGCUAUGCUUCUUAAGCUAUCAGCCUUCAAGCUGGCAGUUGAGCAAUCUAUAAAACACAGGGACAUAGACUUGGUAUAUGUUUGUGUUACUCACUUGUUAUUUGCGUCAUCUAAAGAAAAAUCUCAUACUGAGAAUGUUUCUCCUUUGACUUCAGAAUCAACUCAAAGGCAUUAUUGGGAUUCUGAAACUAUUGAGACUCUGGCUAAUAUUCCCGAAAUGGUACCUUUUGUGAUAUAUUAUUGUACUAACUUGGGGGAGACUGAUUUGCUUCUUAAACUUUUUGAAGAAAUGGAGAAUUUUUUUGAUGCUGGUUGGGUUAAAAUUAUGCUUGCAACUCUAGAGAAAAAUUCUAUAUUAGCAAAGUUGGAGCACCUCGCUCAUGCAGCUGCUUAUUUCUCUUCAUCUUUAAAAUCAAAAAAAUCUCUUGAAUUUGGUAAAAUGAUUUCUAACAAUACUCUUACUAAAUCAUUGCUACUACUAAAAAGUACAAUUCCACAAACAAGCGACAAAACUCGGGCAAUUUCUUUUAUUCAUUCUUCAAAUCCUAACUCUGGUUCUUCUUUUGAACGCGAAGCUGUUAUAGCUGAAAUAGAGCUUAUUCAGUAUCAGACAAAUCUAGAUAGCAAGUCUAAGCAGGCAUCUUGGAAGACUUCUGAAAUUCCCAAUUUUGUUUCGUUUGUGGGAUGCUCACUUUCCACCACAAUUAAGUACCUUGCGUUUCUAGGUUUAUUAGACGACCUUCUGCAGUUAAAGACAGCCUUAAAUGUCCAAGAUAAAAUUUAUUGGACAUAUAAAAUUAAAGGACUUGGAAUGGGGAAAAAGUUUCAAGAACUCUCAACAGAAAUUCAGUCAAUUAAUAUAUCCUCGCCCCCUAUAAGCAUAGAAAAGAUCAUUGAUAUAUGCAUAUAUUAUGAUGCAAGACAUAUUGCAGCAAAAUUAAUUCCAAAGCUCAGAGAUUCUGAAAAACAGAGCUAUUGGUUUAAUCGUGCAGGGAUGUAUAGAGAGACUCAACAACUUAGAAACACGAACAAUACUGUUCAAAAUAAAAUACUUAGUACUUUUUCUGGAGCUAUCAGUGGAAUUUUGAAAAAAGAAUAA
Cryptosporidium ubiquitum is the source of this 2901-nucleotide messenger RNA. RefSeq lists its product as uncharacterized. Gene Ontology annotation, cellular component: HOPS complex; endosome; lysosomal membrane. Gene Ontology annotation, biological process: vacuole fusion, non-autophagic; intracellular protein transport; endosomal transport. The transcript has a single exon. The coding region runs from base 1 to 2901 and encodes 966 amino acids. The record is from RefSeq and is a predicted model, not a curated record. Gene Ontology annotation, molecular function: actin binding. NCBI's taxonomy places the organism in Eukaryota, Apicomplexa, Conoidasida, Eucoccidiorida, Cryptosporidiidae.